Molecule: messenger RNA, 6834 nt
Organism: Trichoderma atroviride IMI 206040
Lineage: Eukaryota; Fungi; Ascomycota; Sordariomycetes; Hypocreales; Hypocreaceae
Source: RefSeq, a predicted model, not a curated record
AUGACGGCAAACGGCGCCAGUCGUCGGUCCAACUCGGAGAAAUUCAACGUCAAGGUCGACACUCAGACCGGCGGGGCGACUUGUACAAUCCCCAUCCCGACUUCUUCUGCACGAUCCUCCCAUGUCGAUCCCGUUCUUAGCCUGGAGUACAGCUCCGGGGCCGCUGGGUCUAGUGGCGUGUUUGGUAUGGGAUGGCGUCUAGCCGGGGUUGAUUCCAUCUCGCGCAAGACGUCUCGGGGCGUCCCGACCUACGACGAUGACGCUGAUGCAGAUGUGUUUGUGCAUUCCGCCCUGGGAGACUUGGUCCCCUCGGAUAAGCCCACCAGGACGACUGAUGGGCACAAUGUGCGCGAGUAUCGUGCGCGGGUAGAGGGCCAGCCAACGCGUGUCGAGCAGUGGACGACGACAGACGGGGCUGAUGCGUUUUGGAGGGUGACUUCCUCCAACAACAUUGUCGCCAUCUACGGCCUCUCUGACAACGACCGGAUCUUUGGCCAAACAGGGUCAGGGCCGUCUGCGAAGAAGAAGGUAUUCGCAUGGCUGGCUUCCGAACAGUAUGAUGGUCGCGGGAAUCAUGUUGUUUACACGUACAAACCCGAGGACAACGUGUGCGAGUCCGGGGUAUUUGACGAUAUCCAUUCGUCCUUUUCGCAGCGCUACCUCAAGACUAUUCAGUACGGGAACGCUACGCCUAGCCGCAGUGUCGAUGACUGGAACGUUGUGACAAGGCCUUUGGAUUGGCUGUUCGAGGUGGUCUUUGACUUUGGCGAGCACAAUGGCGAACGACCUACAACCAAGGCGGAGAGCGCGUGGAGCCGUCGCCAUGACCCGUUCUCGACCUACAACAGCGGCUUCGAGAUACGGACAUACCGCCGUUGCAGUCGCGUUCUGAUGUUUCACCACUUCCCAUCUGAGCUUGGUAGGCAGGACUGCCUCGUCUCAUCGACAUGCUUCGAUUACGAGACAGAUGAGCGCUCGGGCGUCAGCUUCCUUACUUGCUCCGUUCAAAAGGGCCACAGUCCCCAGGGAGACAAUGACUACUGGACCCUUGCUAUGCCGCCAGUUGAACUUGGGUAUACCAAGGGACCCCCCGACUUUGCAGAUUUGCCAGUCGAGGAGAUGGAUCUGCGCAUGUCGGGGCUGGACACCUCCAUGGCGCAAUGGGUUGACCUAGACGGCCAAGGUGCGCCCGGCAUACUCACCAAGUCCAAGGGGGGAGGGUGGUACUACCAGCGCAACGUCACGGGAGCGGAUGGCCGCCCAGAAGUUGGCGAACCGCGCCCAGUGAGCAUGUUGCCAAGCAUGACCCAGUCUGCCGUCGAGGACUGGCGUUUUGAACAUGUUCGUGGGACAGGAGCGCUGGACGUCGUGGUCAUGACCGAGAAUGGCGGCCUGCGUGGGUUUUACGAACGCGACGAAGAUGAUGGAUGGCUGAAUUAUGUGCCCUUUGAGUCGCAACCAAACCUCGAUAACCCAGAGGAUUACCGCUCUGUCGAUUUGAGCGGGACUGGCACUGCCGAUUUGCUCUCCAUGGUGCCUAUGGCUGGCGGUUCCCUUGUAUGGCAGCCAUCCUUGGGCUCUGAUGGCUUCGGUCCGGCGCAGGCUGCUAUUGGGGCCCCGUUACUGUCUCUGGGAGAUGCUACAUCGCUGAUUCAGCUCUGCGAUAUGACAGGCGAUGGUCUAGCCGACAUGGUCGAGAUUCGCAACGGAAACGUCAGCUACUGGCCCAACACAGGCCAUGGAACUUUCGGAUGCAGCAUCAUCAUGGGCAAUGCUCCCUUGAUGGCCGCUGGUGACCUCUUCUCGCCGCAGCGAGUCCGACUUGCCGAUAUAACGGGGUCUGGGACAGCCGACCUGCUUUAUGUGCGCCCCGAGGGCGGUGUUGUGGCCUAUUACAACCGCUCGGGAAACGACUGGAGUGAUGGAGACGUGAUUCCAGGGUUCCACCUGCUUGGUCGCGCAUCGGCUGUCGAUGUCCUUGAUCUUGGAGGUCAAGGCCUUACAUGUCUAUGCUGGGUGUCCGACCUGUACCGCGGUGGUGGCGACGACGACGCUGGGAGCACCAGCGGGCUCUCAACGGUCUAUUUUGUGAAUCUCUCGGGCCCGCAACAUCCCGGACUUCUCGAGAAGUGGUCAAACGGGACCGGACUGGAGACGACAUGUACCUACAAGUCGUCCUUUUCUUUCUACAGCGAGGACGCGGCUCAAGGAACACCUUGGGCGACUAAGCUUCCGUUUCCGCUCCUUUGCGUCUCCCAGACCGUCAUGGUGGACAGAGUCACGCAAACAUCGUCCACUGCCCGGUAUGCCUACCACAACGGUUACUACGACCACACCGAAAAGAUGUUCCGUGGCUUCCAGAUGGUUGAGACGUGGGAUGCCGAGGAAUUUGACUCGGUGGCCGCCUCGCCGUUUCAACGCCCCCCCGUCCUCACCAGGGACUGGUUCUACAUCGGCGCGGGACGGGUAGAUGAGUCGAGUCGCCUGCCGUGGAGCUAUGAGAUUGAUGCGCCCCGGCACGACGCCAUAGCCAGCACUACGUUGCCCUUGCUGGGGGCUGACGUGGCUGUUUCCGCAGAGGCAUAUCGCGCGCUCGCGGGCCAGCCACGGCGAAAAGAGGUCUUCAGCGCCGACCCCUCGGAUCCAAAGGCUGCUUUUCCAUACCUCAUCUCACAGCAGACGUACGACGUGGUCCUCCGGCAGGCGGCGCCGGCACCUUUGGUGUGUAGGGUGGACGGACGAGAGGAGGUCACGGCGCACUAUGAGAGGGCGACGGUCAAGGACGAGCAGGACCAGCCCGAGCUGUCGAUCCAAGAUGCCCGCGUUCAGCAUCGCCUCACACUGCAGACGGAUGAUUAUGGCAACGUUCUUCUGGAGGCCCUCGUGGAAUAUGGCAAACCAUCCAGUCAACUGCCCAACGCCGAUGACCAACGGAAGCAGGAGGAAACCGUUGUUAGCUACACCGAGAUGAGAUAUACCAACGCUGUCGAGUCUGAGACUUGUUUCCAGAGUCCACUAUCUGCCGAGGUCCAGAAAUACAGAGUCUUCCCAGCUACUGCCAUCAGUGGAAAGGACCGAUAUGCGUGGGAGAUGAUUGCGCAGGAUGACGCACGCUUUCUCAAGGCGGCCGUGGAAAUCUCUCUCAACGCUGACGUGGAUGAGCAGCUCAAGCACGCAAAUACCAUAGGGUGUCGUGUCUUACUGGCAGAUCAACGCACGACGUAUACAUCAACGGAUCUGCUUGAAGCACUACCCGUUGGGGUGGCAGCCGAGUUUUCUGUCGUUGACCGAAAGUACCAGUUGGUCUUUACGUCAGAUUAUCUACAGGAGGUUUUCAGUGACGCGAAGCCAGCAGCAGAUAUGGAAGUGCUGGCCGCGCAUUGUAAAGACGGCGGAUACGUUGAAUUGAACGGCGAGGACGGCAAAUGGUGGGCUCAGUCAUCGCGUUCCAUCUUUGGAGACGACGACCCGGGCCACCGCCUCAAGGCUGCGCGGACUUGUUUCUUCAUCCCCAGCGGUGAGGUGGAUGCAUAUGGCAACACAUCAACCGUAGAGUUGGACCACUACCAUCUCUUGGCAAAGAAGACCACAAAUGCGGUGGGCAGCGUAAUCUCCACUGUUAGCGACUAUGCUAAGCUCGCAAGCAUUAUGACCAUAGAUGCCAAUGGGAAUCGAGUCCAGACAGCUCCAGACCCCCUUGGACGGGCUGUAGGUGUUGCUGUUCUGGGGAAAGAAGGGGACAGUACUGGGAACAGCCUAGAUGGAUUCAAAGGGGAGAUUGACCAGCAGACAUUGGAUGCCUUUUUCACGACGCCUUACGGAGAAACAGCCAAGUCCCUGCUUGCUGAAGCGAGUCAGCGGACGAUAUAUGACAUCGACUCUUACCGCCGGAGCGGCGUGCCUUCGCGGGUUGCCGUGCUGACCCGUCACGACCACGUUGGAAAGGGGACGGACGUAUCUCCCAUCACUGUGCGGAUCACAUACCUAGGCGGCAGUGGCGUGGGUAUACAGUCAACCUUGCUAUCAAGUGAUACAGGCAAGACGGGAUGGGAUUUUGACGGAUGGGUUAUCAACGACAACAAAGGACAGCCGGUCCAGAAGUUUCAACCCUCACGUGCCUCAUCUCAUGCCUUCCGGCCUCUGCCGCCCCCCAGCGAUGGCACCGUCCCCGUCACGACAACACUGCGAGACCCCCUCGGGAGGGUAUUGGGGGUUCUUUACCCUGAUCACACCUGGUCCAAGACUCGAUUCACGCCGUGGACCGAGGCUGAAUAUGACGCCGGCAACACAUCCAACGUUGAAGAUCCGGCGACAGAUGACGAUGUUGGCUCCUACUUUAAAAGACUCCCUCGGUCUUUAUACUAUCCGACCUGGCGACAAAAGCGGAUGGCUGAUGGGUCAAGCGCAAAGGAUAAGAUGGCAGCCCGCCAAGGAGAUGUGUAUGCUGAUGCUCCCACUAUCACGCACUUGGACGCCCCGGGCCGUCUACGAGACGCCCUGGAUCGCACAGUGGAGAAGGUAACAUAUGAUCUCCUCGGACGGCAGCUACACACCGCCAACAUGGACCGAGGUCGGCGUUGGCUACUCUCAGACAGUGACGGUCUGCCAUGUUUGUCCUGGUCAGACAGGCAGACCAGAAAAAGGUCCGAGUACGAUGCCUUGCGACGGCUGAAGAGUGUCUGGAGACUGUCUUCGGAGGAGCAUGCGGUCGAGACAAAGGUGACCGAAAUGACUUACGGGGAGGGGCGGCCUGACGACGCUGCGUCCAACCUCCGCGGACAGAUAUAUCAGUGCCGUGACCAGGCUGGACUGCUUACCAAUAGCAAAUUCGACGUUCUGGGGGGGUGUACUAUGUCCACGCGGUGGUAUGCCAACGAGUACCGGAACAGGUUGGACUGGUCGAGUGUGAAGGACGAGCAGGCGGCGUUGGAAAAGGAUGGGCACAAAACCGAGUGUCGAUACAAUGCUCUCAACCUGCCCGUCGAGAAUGUGGCGUCGGAUCUUGGGAUGGCCAGACGGCAGUACGACGUCGCAGGGCGAUUGGUGGCUCUCGAGUCGUUCAAGGCGGACGGCACGGGGGCUGCUACAUCGUCGACUAAUAGCAUCAAAUACAACGCCAACGGCAUGAUCACCGACCUCGCUUAUGGUGAUAAGACGCAAUCGACAAACACAUAUGACGAGCAGACACAACGCCUUGUGGCCACAAGAACCAUUCGCACGACUGAUAAUGUGGUGCUCCAGGAUGUCUCAUACGCCCAUGACUGUCGAGCCAAAGUCGUCCAGACAAAAGACACGGCCAAAAUUGGCGUCAAGGACGCGGAUUCGACGCAAGAAUACCAUUAUGACUGCCUCGGUCAGCUUGUACAAGCCACCGGCCGAAUCCAAGUCGGCUCGCAGUCAAAACAUGUUAGGCCAUACAGCUUCAACGACGAUAAGCCUGGAGGUGACUCAAAGACAAUUCGCUACACGGAGACGUAUGCCUACGACAAGGCAGGAAACAUGCUCACCAUGUCCAAUACCCCAAACACUGCCGGACACACUGGCUGGAAAAGGGCAUACACAUAUGCAGAGCAGAGUUGUAUCACGAUAGGAGAGACGAGUAACAGACUGACCCGCACCAAGGUGGGCAAAGUGACUGAGGAGUAUAAAUAUGAGGACGAUGCGGGACGGCACGGCUGUAUGACGCAUAUACCGGGAUACAGCCAUCUCUCCUGGAACGACGACGAUCGUCUGGAUUCCUUUUCGACGCAGAACGUUGGUGCGGAUAAUGGAAACACGCCUGAGAGGACGUGGUAUGUCUACGAUGCGGAGGGCACGCGUGUGCGCAAAGUGACAGACCGCUACCGCGACAACAACGAUGAUCAACCGCGCAAGAGCAAGGACAUCCGAUAUCUGCCCAUGGGGGACAUUUUCUCCUCGUACACAGGCGACGAUCUGCAACCAUCACGCGUAACAUGUACGCUCAACGCCGCCGAUGCCGCUCUAGGCUCUACUCCCAUCUCCCUUGUUGAGCACAGCACAUCUUCCCCGACGGCGCUGGUGCGAUACCGCCUCGGUGAACGACUGCAAGUUGACCCUGAUGCCAAGGUGGUCUCAUACAACGAGUUCUCGCCGUUUGGAUCCGGUACCUACCAAACCUUCAACACCGAUGCCCCUCGGGCAUACAGAUUCGCCAGUUAUCGCUGGGACUCGGAGAGCGGCCUAUACGCUUGCGGAGCUAGAUACUACGCACCCUGGCUUGGACGUUGGACAUGUGCCGAUCCCAUAGGCGUAGCUGACGGAUUGAAUCUCUUUGCCUAUGUCAGGAAUGAUCCCGUCAACUUUGACGAUCCGGGCGGCACAACCAAGAAUCGCAAAUACAACAGAUCACUCUCUGAGCCAUCAAGUCACGAACAGGCAGCGGGGAGCAGCGGCACAUUCUCCAGUAUCCGUGACAUACCCGCCGCGGUUGCUCGCAGACUUGGGUCCAGUCUCUUUGAUGCCGAUCAUCCUCCUCCUGUCGCCCCAGGCUCAACCAGGCUGUGGCGCGCGACGGACCUGGCGAGAGGUAUUCAGUUUGUACGCUUCGGUGACGUAUCUGCCGUGCGCACGACGGCGAUUGGCAACUUUAAUCGUGCUGAUGAGACGGCUGCCUACUGGGCUGCGACUAGGGCAUCUGCCGAGGUGCACGCAAAGCAUCUAAUGAAGGCAGACAAGAAAGCGCUGAUAUCCAUGGAUGUACCGCAGAGUGUGUUGGCGAGCGGUACCGCUGGUGUGUAUGACUACGGUCCUGAGGCGAGCACCCAAUGGCAAGAGGUAAGCACUUCCCCUCCAUCUUUUCAUAGCACUCUUUAG